Molecule: messenger RNA, 3866 nt
Organism: Stomoxys calcitrans (stable fly)
Lineage: Eukaryota; Metazoa; Arthropoda; Insecta; Diptera; Muscidae
Gene: Letm1
Product: mitochondrial proton/calcium exchanger protein
Exons: 6
Coding region: 255-2903 (882 amino acids)
Biological process (GO): intracellular monoatomic cation homeostasis
Cellular component (GO): mitochondrial inner membrane
Molecular function (GO): calcium ion binding; ribosome binding
Source: RefSeq, a predicted model, not a curated record
CCUCCUCGGCAGACAGAAAAAUAACAACACCAAAAACAAAAAGAACGUCGUAGAACAUAUUUUAUUAAUCGGACAUCUCUCGAAAAGAAGAAAGUAUUUGGAAGUUUGCUCCAAGUUUUGUACCGUUGUCACUUGCAUUCUCCCUCCAUAGAUAAAUUUCCGAAUUGGCUGAAUACUAGGAAAGAAGUCUUCUCAAAACAAGUGGACCCACCAAUAACAUUUCAAGACGGCAGCAGAACGUAAAAAUCUUCAACAUGUAUGCCUUUGUACGUAGUUACAAAAAAUAUGGCUUAAAUACACAAAUGGUAUUACCUUCGAAAAAGUAUACCACAACCCACAAUCGUUCUCAUUUUGCCCUGAAAUAUCGCAUAGAGCCUCAGGGAUAUGUUGGUCAGGUCAGCAGCCGUUCGGCUCUUUUGCCGGGCCACUAUUAUCUACCCUUGGCCGCAGCUGACUAUCAAACAGCUGUCUCCGGCUACAGCUACAACUCUAGCCGCCACUUUCAUCUGGGCCAACGUUUGUACGAACAGCCCUCUUCCAAGGUUGAGGUUACGGUGCAAACAAUGAAGAACAAACAAAAGGAAAAGGUCGAAGAGAUUAUGAAGGAAGUUGCCAAUGGCUCGGCCCCCACGCCUCCUGCUGCGGCUGGUGCUGUGGAAGUUGUAAAUAACAAACUGGCCGAAACUCCCCAAAAACAGGUGGCCGUUAAAAAGCCCCUCAAGACCCGCAUCUGGGAGGAAAUUGUCCAUUACUAUCAUGGUUUUCGUUUGCUUUUCAUCGACAUCAACAUUUGCCGUAAACUCUUGUGGCGUGUCUUGAAUGGCAAGACCUUGACGCGGCGUGAAAAUAAACUGCUGGUGCGCACCACCUCCGAUAUGUUUCGUUUGAUUCCCUUCUCGGUGUUCAUAAUUGUGCCCUUCAUGGAAUUGCUAUUGCCGGUGUUUAUCAAAUUUUUCCCCGGCAUGUUGCCUUCGACAUUCCAAACGGCCAAGGAGAGGGAGGACAAGCUGAAGCAAAAUGUGCAAGUGCGUCUGGAAAUGGCCAAAUUCUUGCAAAAGACUCUGGAUGAGAUGGCUGUGCAGCAUAAGGAGCAUAAGAGUGAAGAUGCCAAACAGUUUGAUGAGUUCUUUCAGAAAAUCAAAAAUCCCACAGAGUAUGUGUCCAACGAUGAGAUCAUCAAGUAUGCCAAGCGUUUUGAGGAUGAAAUAACGCUGGAUUCCUUGUCCAGGGAUCAAUUGGCCGCCCUCUGCAAAGUUUUAGAAUUGAAUACGGUGGGUACCACCAAUCUGCUUAGGUUUCAAUUGCGCAUGAAACUGCGUUCUUUGUCUGCCGAUGAUCGUGUGAUUGCCCGCGAGGGGGUGAAUUCUUUGGAUUUGUGGGAAUUGCAACAGGCCUGCAAGGCCAGAGGCAUGCGUGCCUAUGGACUAACUAAAGAAAAAAUGCGCACCCAGUUGCAGGAAUGGAUUGAUUUAUCGCUCAACGAGAAGGUGCCUCCCACGCUGUUGCUGCUUUCGCGCACCAUGCUUAUCUCUGACGACAGCAUAACCACCGACAAACUCAAGGAAACCAUACGUGUCCUGCCCGACUCGUUGGCCGCCCAGACCAAGGCUGCCAUUGGAGAACGUGAAGGCAAAAUUGAUAAUAAAACCAAAAUUGAAAUCAUCAAAGAGGAAGAGCGCAAAAUCAAAGAAGAAAGAGAGGAAGAAAGAGAAGAGGCCCAAUCCAAGGCAGCCGACAAGAUAUUGGAAAUUGCCGACAAAGCUCCUGUCAUUGAUGUCACCAAGGAUCCAGCCACCUUUGAUGCUGCCCAGGUUAUUAAGGAUUCAGCCAGACCCAUAAUCACUGUGUUAUCGGCAGCCGAAGAACUGGCCGCUGAGAAGGUGGCUGCCAAGGCCAUCUCCGAUGAGGAGAAAACUCUUACCUCCAAGGAUGUGGAAUUGCUUAGCGAGGCUUUGAAAACUCUCUCGAGUGAUAAGAAAAUGGUUGUCGAAAAGGAAACCAUUAAAGAUCUCAAAGAGGAGCUGGAGGAAUACAAAGAGGAUGUGGAGGAAUUGCGUGAAGUGCGUCAAGUGGUGCAGGAACCCGUCAAAGAGAGCAGAGCAGCCAAAAUGCUAUUCAAAAAGGUUAAUAGCAUGAUUGGCCAAUUGGAUAAGGUGCUGGAUGAUUUGGAAAAGAAACAAAAGACCAAGACAAUACCGGCCGAUUUAAGCCCUGAAGAAAAGCAGAAGAUCGAACAAGAGGUCAAGUCAAGGGAACAAGAUAUAGUGCAAAUCGAAGAUUUGGUGCAGACAAUUAAAAAGCUGAAACAAACCUCCGAUGAGUCUAGACUUAAGCAAAUUGAAAAUGUGCUCAGUAAAUUAGAUGCUGACAAGGAUGGUGCAAUUUCGGUGGACGAAGUCCUGAAGGUAGUUGAGGCCAUUGGCCGUGAAAAUGUAAAACUGGAUGAGAAGCAAUUGGAAGAAUUAAUUUCCCUGUUGGACAAGGAACAAGUUAUUGAAACCCAGGAUAAAAUUGAAAAAGCCCUGGCCAAGAGCAUCAAAGAAGCUGAUAGUGUCACAAAAAUGGCCGGUGAAAUUAUUGAGGCUGAGAUGGCUGCUGCAGCGGCAGCCGCAGCUGAAGCUAAGAAAAAUCCCUUGACCGAUGAUCUACUGGAUUGUGCUAAAGUGGUAAAGGAAAAUGCUUUGGAUCUGGAUGAGCUGGAUAAGAAAAAUGUUCUGAAAACAGAGCCUACUAAACCAAAUCCAACUGAUGCCGCUAUGCGUGAAGCAGCCGAUCAACAAAAAGAAAAGAUUUUACCUAAGGCGGAUAUGAAUGCAACAAUGCCAACUCCACCCACAAUACCAACACCACCGCCACCAACAACAACAAAUACACAAACAAAUUCAAAGGAUAAAAUGAUAUGACUUGAUGAGGAGGGGGCUGCUGAAAACAAGCAUAAAACGAACGAAACCAAUACUUCAACAAAAAAGGGACAAUAAACUCACAGGUCAACAACACCAACACCAACAACCACAUCAACAACUAUAAAAAAAGAGCAAAACCAUAUAGCAAACAUUAACCAGUCUUUGCUAACAUUAACUAAACUUUGUUACAACUUUGGCAGCAAAGCUCAACAUUUGAAAGCUCAGUUUCCGUUUAUUGUGUCUCUCCCAUAUCGAUAACAUGUUAUUUCUUAGAUGGUGAUAUUGCCAGAGGUCUACUACGUUGAGGCUUUUCAAGUCUAGCCUCUGUGUUUGAAAUUCCUUUUAAGCUUUUGUUUUUUUUCUACAUGGUAAAUGUUAAUUUUAUGUUUUUUUUUUUUUGCAUAAAAAAGAAUCAAUGUUUACAAAACUACUUAAUAGUACCUUAAUGACAAACGAUAACUUUAGUUUCAUUAUGUAACUAAUUAUAAAUGAUGAAGAUGAUGAGAUUUAUAAUUUGAAAGUUUCCUUGCGCUACUUACACCUUUCCACUGCUGUUCUAUAUUUCUUUUAGUUAUUUUUGUUUUCUUUUGCACCCCAUUUUUUUUUUGUAUUUAAUUUUCAUUUACAUAUGAUACAUAUGUCAAACGAAUGAAGAAACAGGAAAACAAGAAUAAAAAAAACGAAACCAAGGCUGUUUUAAGUGAUUUCUAAAGAAUUUUAUUUUCAAACUUUCUCUUCGAGUUUAGUUUCCUUUUUUUCUUUUCUUUAUAACUUCAAUGCCCAAAGCAAGGAUUUGAAGUGUCACCUGUAAUGUUUAAAGUUAAUUUAUUUAGUAAAACAUUUAAAUUUAGCUACAUCUACUAUAGCACAAACUGAUUUAAAAAUAAAGAUGAAGAUUGUAAAGAGUAUGAAAAAGAGAAAGAAAAAUAAAGAUAUUUUUUUAUAUGUCUAAUAAAUUGAAAA